Trichosurus vulpecula (common brushtail) is the source of this 2838-nucleotide messenger RNA. RefSeq names its product zinc finger protein 300-like. Gene Ontology annotation, biological process: regulation of DNA-templated transcription. The record is from RefSeq and is a predicted model, not a curated record. Bases 403 to 1020 code for a protein of 205 amino acids. NCBI's taxonomy places the organism in Eukaryota, Metazoa, Chordata, Mammalia, Diprotodontia, Phalangeridae. The transcript is spliced from 5 exons.
UUGAGUCCAGACUGCUCUGGUUUCCGUCCACCUCAAAUCUCUUUUUUCUUCCCCUAGAUCUGGGAUCGUUCCACCUUCUGGACAUCAGCUCUGUUUUUGCAGGUCCCUGGGAGGUCUGAGUCGCAGCACUUCCCCUUCCCCCAUUUCCUGGUUCUGCUGGAUGCCCGGCAAUUCAGUCUCCUUCUCCCUCUCUGACCACAUGGGUGGAGUCUCUCACCUGAGGGCAGGGCCUGGGCCUUUGUGACUCCUGUGGGUCCUCACCCUUGUAAAUCCCUGUAUGCCAGCCUGCUGCCUAGGAAGAGAAGAGCAAGACCUCUCCCCCUCUGGGAUCCUUCUCCCUGCCCAGCUCAGUCUGCAGAGGACCAAGGCCUGGCCCCAGCAGGGAGCCUGGAGCCAGAGGGAAUGGCCCCUGGGAGCAGCAGCCCCCCUCCCCAGGGGUUGGUGACAUUCAAGGAUGUGGCUGUGGACUUCACCCAGGAGGAGUGGGGCCUCUUGGACCAUCCUCAGAAGGAGUUGUACAAGGGGGUCAUGCUGGAGAAUGCCCGGAACCUGCUCUCCCUGGGGCUGCCAGUUCCCAGAGAAGACAUGAUCUCUUCCUUUGAGCAAAGGGAAGGCCCAUGGAUGCUGGAGCCAGAAGGCCUGAGGAGCUGCUGUCCAGAUGGAGAGAUGAGCGUGGAAAUGAAGGAAGCUGCUACAGAGCUAAGCCUUUCUGUGGCAGAAACUCCCAAGCAAAGAUUCAUGAGUGAUGGUCCCUCUGCCUUCAAUUGGAGAGAAGUCUGCAUAACACCUGAGAGUAUCCAAACUGGAGAGAAACCAUAUGAAGGUAAUCAAUGUGAGAAGGCUUUUAGAGAGAAGGGAUGUCUUAUUGCACCUCAGAGAACACACACUGGAGAGAAGCCUUAUAUAUGUAAUCAAUGUGGAAAACCUUUUGCAUUUAAGAAUUGCCUUGUGAAUCAUGGGAGGAUCCACACUGGAGAGAAACCACAUGAAUGUGAUCAUUGUGGUAGAACUUCAGGCUAAAGUCAAUCCUUGUACCUUCAGAGAAUUCAUGUGAGACGUAGGACUCUUCUAACUGACCUGAAUGAGGAAGGGCAUGAAAACGGAGUACAGAGAUUCAUAGCAGAAAAUUCACUCAGGAUACAAGCCAUGUAUGAACUCCCUAUGGGAAGGCUUGCAACCAGAGAUCCUCUCUUAUCCUCUCAUCAGAGGAUUUAUAAUGAAAAGAAACCUCAUGAAUGUGCUUAGUGGAAUGUGCCUUACUCUAGAACAUGGAGGUCACAGGUGAAGAUGAAAUUUUGUGUCUGAAUAUAACAGAAAGAUGAGAUAAGGAAAAUAAUUCAUGCGGACCUUCCAGGUUGCACAACCAGAAAAGGAGGCAAUUGUCGGAUAAAUUGCAGAACUCUGUGAAAGAAUACAUCUGGAUGUUUUCAUAACAAGGAAAAGACUUUGUGCCAAUCUUUUGUCAACUGGGGAACAAUCUUUGGUGAAGGGAAGAAAUCAGAUUUGUUUGAUGAAGGAUAUUAGAACUGGAGCAGUUGAAGGGAAUAUUGUGUUCUCCCACAGCCACCUGCAUGCUUGUAUUCAGAGUCCAUCCAGGCUACUGCAGGUGAGAGUCAAGAAACUUCUCAUUAAGUUGAGAUCAUUUCUGCCUCCUCACUGGGAAAGACCACAAUGAGCAGCAGGAAAUGGGACAGCAAUCACAUUUUAAGAAGGCACAGAGAAACGCUCUGAAGAGUGUGGAGCAACAGAGUGGGAGAGGGCAGAGCUCUAAGCCUUGGAAUGGGGUGGGGAAGGGAGGCAGAAUGAGGAAGAGAAGGGAGGGGGAGAAGCAGAAAACAUCUCUCCCCCAACUAUGGCUUAGAGUUGGGAUCCCUAGACAGCUUGGACUAGGGAUGGUUGGGGAUGCAGUGGAUGACCUUGGCAUCUUCCAUGUCUGCCCGAGCUUGAAGCCCUCCACAAAGCCUGCUUCAGCCACCUUCAUGAUUGUUGGAAGAAAUUGUUCUCAUCUGCCCAUUCCUGGGUGGGAGGGCAUUAUUCUUGUGCUUGGGGUUAGCACCCCCUCCCUCACCCAUAGGUUUGUGGCCUUUCAGUAACCUUCAAGCUGGCUUAGCCAGAGGCAGAUUAGCAAGGGUGGCUGCUGGGCAUGCUACAGCUUCUUGGGGCCACAGGGGAGAGUUGGGUGAGAGGUGGACCUCCAAGGAGUGUGAAAAGGGCUCAGCCAGGCCUCCCACCAGAGGGGCUAGUCCUCCUUGAACAGCCAUGUACCUGGAAAGCAAGAGGGGUGGGGCUAAAGACACCCUAGCAAGAGGGAGAGAAUGUUCCCAGCAUGGGGAACAGCCAUUGGAAAGGCCAAGUCAGGAGAUCAGGUCUUGGUCAAACACGAGCCACGAGGACAGUGACCCUGGGUCAGAGAGGAGGAGGAGGAAGAGAGGAGUGAGGUGUAAGAAGACUGGAAAGGGGGUGGGGCUGGUUAUAUGUACCUGCUGUGGGCCAGGCACCUUGUCCAUUUUAGCUCAUUUGAUUCUGCUGCCAGAAUUGUCAGGGUCCUUGUUAGUGACAUUCUGAAUAAGGCACGUGGAAACACACAUGUACACAGAAACCAACACACGAGCACACGUACUCCCAAAUGCACACACCUAAACACACGUGCACAUGCAGAUAUAGAUUUAGAUGUAGAUUUUCCCCUCCUGAGGUCUGGGACUGGCCCAGAGAUUGGGGUGUGAUCAGGUAAGUCCCUUAGGUAGAAAAAGGUAGAGAGAGGUGAAUUUUUUAAAAAAGAGUUUAAAGUAUUAAUGUGAUAAAUGGCCUUUAGUGUUUGCAAUAAAUCCAAGAAAACAA